This is a messenger RNA of Arabidopsis thaliana (thale cress), 813 nucleotides long. RefSeq names its product Bifunctional inhibitor/lipid-transfer protein/seed storage 2S albumin superfamily protein (gene DIR1). Gene Ontology annotation, molecular function: fatty acid binding. The transcript has a single exon. Lineage: Eukaryota; Viridiplantae; Streptophyta; Magnoliopsida; Brassicales; Brassicaceae. The record is from RefSeq and is marked reviewed. Gene Ontology annotation, cellular component: plasmodesma; apoplast; endoplasmic reticulum. Gene Ontology annotation, biological process: systemic acquired resistance. Bases 216 to 524 code for a protein of 102 amino acids.
AUAAUUGAUAAGAAUCCGAAAGCUUAUGAUUCUAUGACAAAAGACCCUCUCCCAAAAGUAAAGUGGAAAAACACAUCCCCGUGACUAUAUGGAGCAAUCCAAUCUGGUUCACGGGUUUCUCUAAAACUUGAUAUAUAUACACCUUCUCAUGCACAUUCAUUUCAACACCACAAACACAAACAAACAUAUAGAAAAAGAGAGAGGAGGAUAAUAAUAUGGCGAGCAAGAAAGCAGCUAUGGUUAUGAUGGCGAUGAUCGUGAUAAUGGCUAUGUUGGUCGAUACAUCAGUAGCGAUAGAUCUCUGCGGCAUGAGCCAGGAUGAGUUGAAUGAGUGCAAACCAGCGGUUAGCAAGGAGAAUCCGACGAGCCCAUCACAGCCUUGCUGCACCGCUCUGCAACACGCUGAUUUUGCAUGUCUUUGUGGUUACAAGAACUCUCCAUGGCUCGGUUCUUUCGGUGUUGAUCCUGAACUCGCUUCUGCUCUCCCCAAACAGUGUGGUCUAGCCAACGCCCCAACUUGUUAAAAGACUCUGUAUACGUGUGUUUAUGUUUUUUAUUACUCCUAUUCUAAAUAUCGGAUGUUAUUAAUAAAUCGUAUUUUCUGCCAAAUGGCGUUUAUGGGUUAACCCCAAAAACUGGUCAAAAGAAAAGAAAGAGGACCAAUCGAAAACUACACAAGGCCCAAACACGGAAGGGCAAUUUCGAAAAAUAUGUAACCAAUAAGCGAUAGAGAGAAACCACAAAGCACAAAUACAGAGGUUUAUGGUUUCACUACCUCUGACACAGUAUUCAACACUCUGACACCAAAACAAC